CCUCGGCGCCUGCACCGCCGUGACCCCCCCGGCGGAGGGGCGACGGUGGGUCCUCACCGCGCCCGUGCCCCUCCGCCCCCGGUGCCUCCGCCCGCGGCCCCCGUCAGGCUUUGCACGGCCAAAAGUUAAAAUGUGUGGUGAUGGUGUCCCAGAUCAUUGGCGUAUUGGGGAGAAAUGCCUUGCCCCUUGUUUUGAAAAUGGAAAACUUCAUGAAGGAACAAUAACUUCUCUUGAAAAGGACAAGAAUGGAAAAUCAUUUGCUGUUGUAUCAUUCUUGGAGUCUGAAGAAAGGAAAAUACUAAUAACAAAACUUUGUAAAGUCAAAGACAGUAGAGGACCCUGGAAAAGCUUAAUAUUUGAUGAAGGUGAUCUGGAAAAGCCAUAUUUUCCUGACCAAAAUCUUCCAUCUCCUGGAGUUGCUUUUAAAUUAUCUGACAAUGGCGAUUUUAUCCCGUAUACAAUUAACAGAUACCUGCGUGAUUAUCAAAGGGAAGGAGCCCAGUUUCUGUAUAGACACUAUGCUAAUAAAAGAGGGUGUAUUCUUGGAGAUGAUAUGGGCCUUGGAAAGACAAUACAGGUCAUUUCAUUUUUGGCUGCAGUAUUGCACAAAAAGGGAACACAUGAGGAUAUUGAAAAUAAUAUGCCGGAGUUUUUGCUGCGGACAAUGAAAAAGGGCUCAGAUUGUAACCCCAAGAAGACUUUCCUCAUAGUGGCCCCUCUUUCAGUGCUGUACAACUGGAAGGAUGAGUUAGACACAUGGGGAUACUUUAAAGUCUCUGUCUUACAUGGCAGUAAAAAAGAUGAUGACCUGAGUCGCAUCAAGCGAGGGAAAUUUGAAGUUGCUCUUACAACAUAUGAGAUACUUCGCCUAUAUUUGGAUGAAUUUAACAGUAUAGAGUGGUCUGCUGUGAUAGUGGACGAAGCACACAGAAUCAAGAAUCCAAAGGCUCAAAUAACUCAAACCAUGAAGUCAUUAAAAUGCCAUGUUCGCAUAGGUCUUACUGGAACCAUUCUUCAAAACAAUAUGAAGGAACUUUGGUGUGUUAUGGACUGGGCUGUACCAGGACUUUUAGGUAGCAGAGUGCAUUUCAAGAAGAAAUUUUCUGAUCCAGUGGAGCAUGGCCAGAGGCACACUGCAACUAAAAGAGAGCUAGCAACAGGUCGUAAGGCCAUGGUGAAGCUAGCAAGAAUAAUGUCUGGCUGGUUUCUGAGACGUACCAAAGCGCUUAUCAGUGAUCAGUUGCCAAAAAAGGAAGACAGAAUGGUGUUUUGUUCCCUCACUGAAUUCCAGAGGGCUGUGUACCAAGCUGUGCUAGAGACAGAUGAUGUAACCUUGGUGUUAAGAGCAGGAGAGCCCUGUAGCUGCAACAGUGGCUGUAAGAGGAAGAACUGUUGUUACAAAGUAAAUGCACAUGGUGAAACUAUUAAGUCAUUACGCUUCAGUUACCUAAUGAUCUUACAGAAGGUUGCAAACCAUGCUGCACUGCUGCAGACAGACAGCACUAGCAAACUGCAGGAAGCGCAUAUCAAACGAGUUUGCAGCCAGGUAUUUUCCAGUUUUCCAGAUUUUGUGCAGUUAAGCAAAGAUGCAGCCUUUGAAACUAUUUCAGAUCCAAAAUAUAGUGGAAAAAUGAAGGUCCUUCAGCAGCUUUUAAAUCACUUCCGAAAAAAUAAGGAUAAAGUUCUUCUUUUCUCCUUUUCCACAAAGUUGCUUGAUGUGCUAGAACAGUACUGCAUGGCAUCUGGGCUAGAUUACCGAAGACUUGAUGGAAAUACAAAAUCAGAAGAUAGGAUCAAAAUUGUGAGAGAGUUCAACAGCCUUCAGGAAAUUAACUUAUGUCUUGUAUCUACAAUGGCUGGUGGACUGGGUCUUAAUUUUGUUGGUGCCAAUGUUGUUAUACUGUUUGAUCCUACAUGGAAUCCAGCAAAUGAUCUUCAAGCGAUUGACAGAGCUUAUAGAAUUGGCCAACACAGAGCUGUUAAAGUGUUUAGAUUGAUAUCCUUGGGAACUGUGGAAGAGAUGAUGUACUUGCGACAAGUUUAUAAGCAGCAACUUCACUGUGCAGUGAUUGGAACUGAAAAUGCCAGACGGUAUUUUGAGGCAGUGCAAGGAUCAAAGGAACAUCAAGGAGAGCUUUUUGGGAUUCAUAACCUUUUCAAACUUAGGACUCAUGGGUCCUGUCUUACCAAAGACAUACUGGAGAGGGAAGGACGGGUAGAAGCAGGAGUCAUGACAGCAACUACAUGGCUGAAGGAAGAGAAUAAUUCGUGCAGCUCAGAAAAGUAUGAACAAACAGACUGUCAAGAAGAUGGAGAUCCCCAAAGCAUUCAGGCACACUUAAAAAGAGAAGAAACUGAUUUUUGGGAUGAUUUGAGUGAUGAUGAUAUUCUGGAGAGUUCUGUGAAAAAAUCUGACAGAAGAAAGCCAUGCAAUGAAAAUGUAACAAAAGGACAGCUUUCCUUAAUGCAGUGUGGAUUCUCUAAGUUGUUGCAGAGAGAAAUUGAGACUACCAGAGAAGGGGAUCACAAUUAUGACUCUAAUCCUUCAAGUUCUGAUGCUCACACUAUAAGAAAAAAUGUAAAUAGCAAGCAUGGUGGUUUUCAGAAAUGUCAAACCAGUGUGCCUGUUUUGGAGCAUGGGAAAGCUGUUCUGUCUCCAAAUGGAAGUGAUAAAGAGAGUAUGCAUAGUACAGAGUGGCUUGGUUUAUCAGGCUCUGAGGAGGAAGGCAGCAUAAAAAAUGAGAAUCAAAGCAUUUUAAAGCAAUGUGACAUAGUCAUGGAAACUGAAAGUAGUUCUGAAGCAGAUGAUGAUGUCAUCUUUCCUACCCAAGUUCAAGUAUGCCAGCAACCAGUGCUUACUAAAGAAAUUGAAAUACAUAGGUCAACAUCUGAAAAUUGUGAAGAGUUAGCAAAAGAAAAAGCUGGGUUUGUAUUUAAGGGAAACAGUAGACAAUUUGGAUUCCACAGUACUGAGUCAAACUUCGCCAUAUCUUUUGAAGAUGUUAGGAAUGACAUAGAUUUGAAAGGAACGAGCGAUGUAAGCGAUGAGUCUGAUGAUAUUGAACUUCCCUAUAAUUCUGAAUCAAGAAAGCCAGGAACUCUGAGUUUUCCCAAGUGGAAGAAAUCUCUACCACAAGCAAAGAAGCCCUGUAGAAAAGGAAGGGAAAGUGAUUCCCAGAAUAUAGAUGAAUUCUCAUCCUCUGAAGAUAAUUUUCCAAUUGAGAAAAUUCAUGCCAAGAAGAAAAGCUAUAGGAGUAAACAGAGUAGCAGAAUUCAGUUUGGGUCUAAAAUGCUGUGUCCUAUUCAAGACAUGUCUGUUGCACAAAUGAAGUCAGGCAAUUAUGCUGUGCAUAGCACUUACGCAAGUAAAACUGUAUUUGAGCAUCAAGAAAAAAGAAUGGAAUCAAUGGACAAAUAUUUAGAUGGCGUUCAAGAAGUGGCAUAUAUUCAUUCAAAUCAGAAUGUGGUUGGAUCCAGCAAGGCUGAAAAUCACUUGAGCCGAUGGGCGGUGCACGACGUGUUUGAGUUGAAGCAGUUUUCCCAGCUGCCUGCUAAUGUAGCUGUCUGUAGUGCCAAGACCCCUGUUAAGUGUUGAAGGACAUACAAAGGAAGUUCUCUCCAGUGUCUUCUCUUCUCCAGGCUAAAUAACUCGAAGUCUCUCAGCCUUUCCUGACAGGAGAGGUGUUCCAUCCCUCCACUCAUAUUUGUGGCUUUUUUCUGCACUAAGAAUCACCUGCCUUGACCUGUGGCCACACUUCUUUUGAUGAAGCACAGAACAGUAUGACAAUCUUCCCUCAAAGCGAUGAUGUUUCUGAUAGUGCCGCUUAUGCAGAAGGGACUGAUGUGUCAAUACUUGGAGGUGUUUAGAGCCUCAGUAAUCAAAACAAAGCCAGGGAUUUCUGUUCAAUGCAAAAGUGUGGUAGGCAGCUGUUUCUGAAGAAAUUUUGGAGAUAUGGAUUAUACUGUAUAAUAGGUUAAUAGUACAUCUCAUCUUCCUUUAUAGUUAUAAACUUUACUUGCAUGUCCCAGAACGUGUCACAGAAAGUAGACAGGUGUGUCUCUGUGCAGUUUGAGAUCUCAUGCUACUUAUAAUCUUUGCUAAGUCAUGAGUGUUAAAGUGUGAGUUUCAUUUCUAUUUGUGAUGCCAUGAUACAGAGAGAAUCACAUGAGGCUGUAGUAAAGACCUUGAGGUAGAAAAUGCAUGUCAUUAAUUGUGGCACAUGGCCACUCCAGUAAAGAUUACUGAGAGCUGUUAUAUGACAACAAAACAUACUUUAUGUGCUGCUUCACUGAAGAUUAUUCAUAGGAAGGGUUUUCUACUCUGUUAUAUACAAGGAUGAAGGAGAAAGAUUAUAUUGCAAAUUAAUCUACUGGAAUAAGUAUCUUGGUUUUUUUCUGGGAUUAUUUUGUUUGGUUUAGCCUGAUUUGAUGACAUUGAGCACUCUGUGUUCUGCACUUGAGUUGAAAUUCAAGUCUUGUGCUAAUAAACUUUUUAAACAAUGUGUUUUCAUUAAACAAAGAUUGCUGUCUAUUAUCACAUCACUAUAUGUUAAGAACAUAUGUUAAGGUGAAAACCAGAAAUAACUAUUUUGUGUAACCACAGAAAGAAUUGUAUGGAAAACAAAAGCUUCUUAAAGCAAAUGUGUGUAAUGAAUUUGUAGAUUGUACAUGGUGGACUUGCAAAGGCAGACUGUAAUUUUCAGGGCAGACGUACAUUUACUUCAGCCUUUCAGAGAGAAAUAACAGUCUUGAGUAAUUAAGGUGAUACUUUGCUCAGAAUUAUUCUGACAUUAAUUUUGAGGAAAGAAAGGAAGUGUUAACAAACUCUGUAAGGCCUUAGUCAUCUACUGAGUAUUUUUAGAGGUUUUAUUUUAUUGGUGGGCUCCAGGUUCCAAAGCAACCUGAUUUCUGUGCAGAAGCUUUUUACAUAUUUGGGUUUUUGGUAACUUGCACUGAAACUUCUACUUGUGAAACUUUUUCUUAGCAACCAUGAGAAAGAGAAAACUCCCAGAGGCAAGAUUUAAAUAUAUUCUAAUGUUUCUAGUCUAUUCUGAAUUAAAUGACUGCAUUUCCUAAUGAAUUUCCUAAUUAAUUUCUAUGUUAAUUGGCAAAAACAGCUUAUGUUAAAUGUUUUGCACAGUAUGGAAGUCUGGGAUAGGCUUUCUCUAGUUCUUAUACAGCUGAAUUUGUGUAGUAUUUCUUCAGUAGGAGUCCAGAGUGUGGAGGGGCAGGCCGGGGGGGCUGUGUGAGCAUGGGGAAGUCUUUGGAGAAGGCUUGGAGGUUUCACAAAGAAAGACAGAAGAUGGGAAAAGGACAUACUAAUUAAUUUGAAAAACUGAUGAUGUUCCAUGUUAGAGCAAGUUGCACUUAUUAAUAUAUGGAAAAGUAUUAGUCACAAGAACUUGUAGUAUACCUGUUGAAUAUGUUAAGUCUUUUUUCUGUCAACUGCAUGUUUUCAACUUAAGUUUACUUAAAGUUUUACUGAAAAGAAAUGUACAAAGACAGCCAUUCAAUUGAGGAUUAAUCACUAUGGCAACAGAAAUGUGGUGACUGAAAAGGGGGAGGAUGUAUUCUCCCCUCAGCUUCCUGCCAGCUGUCAUAUUCAACCUCUGCAGCAUGAAUUCAGGCCAAAAUAUAGACUGUGACCAGCUCUAAGAAACUUUAUCUGUAUUUUUAUAAAUUUGUACAAGAAUUGCACUAUAAAGGAAGACUUAAUCCCCUGAAUUGGAUGACAGACAUUUGGCACUAUUGCCAGUGUUUGACAGAGAAAUAACGAGAUGCUUUGUAGUAAAACCUGGAUUAAUGGUAAACCCCUCUUUAUGUUAUUGCAAUGUGGUGUAAAUGAGAAAACUAAGCAUGCUGUCAGCCUAGGAAAAAACAUGCCCUUUGUAUCUCCGAUGCAGAUUUAAGCACUGUUGAGAAUACUGUAAAUACAAAAGUUGUGUCAUUAAGAACUCUACUUUAUCUUAUUUGUAUUACACUGACAUUUUGUAGAUUAUUUAAACAAAGACAUUCUAUCAGUUGUAGGAACUCUGAUUGCAAUGUGUUUGCACAGCUUUCAGAUUCAACAAGUUUAGAUAGUUGUUUACAAAGAGUAGACUUUUGGGAGAUAACAUGCCUUUGUCCUUGCUCUUCUGGGAUGGGGAACUACUCAGCUUUAAAGUAAUUGUUCUGAAAUGAUUGGCCUGUAAUGCUGCUUUAUUGAGUUUACUGGUUCAGUUUGCAAUGGAAUUAUUCCACUAUUCUGCUUUUCGUUGUGUUUUUAUAAUGUAGUGAGUUAAAAUGUGUCAUUCUUUGAAGCUUGUAGUGGAGGUUUCAUUAUGAUGUAUGUGCAUCGCCUUUGGUUUUACUACUCUUUGACAGAAGGAUGGUGGCUGCAAGUCCACAGCUUCUGCUGGAAUAAGCAAUUACCUUAAGCUUUGAAUUCUGGGACAGGCUGAGUAUCUCCUCUCAUUCUCAACAGUAAUAACUAUAUUGAUUCAAGGUCAGCUUCUUGGUGAAAGACAGUAGUAUGUCUUAUAGGAGUUACUUUAGGUAAAGGUUUAAAAACUUAAGAUUGAUCCUAAUGAGAAAUUCUUGCUGUUACCUGAUUAUAGAAGAAACAGACUCAAGUAAAUGUGAAAUAGAGAGGAUGCAAUCUGUUCUCAAUUGAUAUAGUAGUCAAUUGUCCAGUACCAAGCAAAAGAUUAGAGUUUAUGGAAUGUCUUUGUCUGAGCUUGUUUAUGCAAUAAAGCUACAUGUGACACAUAUGGGGAAAUGACUGCAUAUUACUCUAAAAUUUGUGUAAUUUUGUCAGAUUUAAUUCUACUGGGGUGUUGGUGCUGGCAAAAUAUUUUGGAGGAGUAAUUUAGAUAUGUAGUAUUCUUAACAGUUUUUAUAACUUGAAAAAUAUUUCUGCUGUUAGUCUGCUGGGAUACAUUCAAAUAUUAGAUACAAUUGAAAUCAUACCAAACAUGCUUUGUUUAAUUCAGAAAGCUUGAUAUAAAUAUAGUUAUCCUAAAGUAUUCUAAAAUGUUAAGGUAGGUUACCUUCAUUUUCUAAGACAAUUAAGGUAUUGACUGUUGACUGUAUAUUACUUGUAAUUCUGAUUCUUCAACCUUGUUUUUUUUAGAACAGCAGAUGCAUUCAUUCAGAGACUGCUUUUCCAUUAAAAAAGCUAAAUUCAAAGGAAAAACUAAUGUCCACGUCAAAAGUAGUUUUGAAAUAUUGUAAGGCUCAUUUCAAACUGGAAUUUUUAACUCACCAUACGUCUCUGAAGUACAUUUUGUUCAGUAGUGUGUUCUUGGCAAGUAAAAAAGUAAUUCUAGUUUAUUUAAAAUUCAUGUGAAAGUAGUUACUUUUUUUUGCUAAUUGUAUUUUUUGUCUUCACCAUGUGGACCUCAUUUUUAAAGAAACUGCGUGAAAUUUAUUACAAUUUAUCUUCCUUGACCUACAGAAUAAUUUAGGAAGAAAUUCUUGUGUGACAUGUACAUGUACUAGAUUGAGUUUAAAACAUCCCCUUCCAACUCAAAGUGCUCUAUCAGUCUGUGUAGAAGAGAGAAGGAAACAAGACAAAAUGGACAGUCGGGUAUCAAACAUUUCUUGGUACUUUGUGUACGUCCUGACAGCAAAGAAACAUUGGUAAAUUAAUAUGUAGCAAUAGCAUAUGUUCAAGAAAAGCAUAGAAGGGUCAUAAUAACUAAUAUGUAUAACUGGAAAAAUUGCUAGGGGAAGAAAACCCAAACCAACAAAAACCUCCAAACUGGACCAAAAAACCACAAGGAAAAACUGCAAAGGGGAAAAAGAUUAGUUGAAAUAAUUUAGAAUUGUAGAUAAAGACACUGGAAUGCAGUAUCAAAUCAUCAAAUGAAUAGCAUAAUCCAAAACCAACUUCAGCUCUCAGUGUAUUGGGAAAGUCAUGUGUUUUCCCAAGUUUUGAGGGAAGUGGGAAAAUAUAAAUCAAUAUAUGACAUAAUGGUUUGUUAUUUGUUGUAAGAAGUAUUUCAAGAGCUUAGUCAUACUGAAUUUACUGUUUCUUUCUUUUCUGUUUUUUUUUUGUGACUGCAAGGCAACUAGACAUUUUAGAAGGCUAUUCUUGUUUAUUAUAGAAAGGUAAAUAAUGAAACUGCAAUGAUAAAUAUGUUGGAUAUUUGACAGCACUGGUUUCAUGCACUCCUAAGGAGAAAAGUCUUAUAACACUGGGGGCAAGUCAGAGGGUUUAUUGAUGACUGGAAGUCAGUAUUUGGCAAAUUACUUACUGCAGGGAUACUUUGGGUAGGGAAGUAUUAAAAGAGAGGAAGGUGCUUGAACAUGGUGCAACUAUGGCUGAAGAAUAAUUAUGCAAACAUUUUCAGCUUCAGGCUUCUGAAGGACGUUAAUUUUCCUCCAAGUCUGAUUUCUUAACAAACUGCCACAGACAUUAGACAGUUUAAAAAACAAGUGUCUCUGUUUCUCUACUUAAUCUUACUCCCAGCUUACUUACUUACUUACUUACUCUCCCUUGCCUUUUCAUCUUGCUGUAUUUAAAAAAGUGAAACAUUGUUGUCCUUUGCCUUGCUUGAAGGGACUAAAGAAAAGGAAUUUACUGGCUUAAGGUGUCCAAUCAUCUCAGUCAUGUCAGAUGAUACAUAUACGUGGACUAGCAUUCAUUGUUCCAGCGUAUAGAGCUGCCUCUUUAUGUGUGUUACAAGGACAGAUGCUGAAGUCUUGUACUGUCAAAGAUAGACCAAAGUUUGAUUUGGUAGGUUUAUACUAUUUUUAAAUAACUGCUGUAACUAGGCAUCAGGAGACAGGUUGCCAUACAGAGCUAACAGGUCCAAGAGUUGUAGAUUCAAGAUGGAAACUUGAAGUAGGUAUUACUGCUGCCAUUCUUCUUGAAGAGUGUUACCCUUAAAUGGGUUCUGUGACACUUAAUGUGCAGAUAGUCUAGCAUUUUUGCUACACUCUUGAUUGCUGCAUUAUGUAAUGUAUAAUUCAAAGGAAACAAAACUCAUUAUUGGUAUGCGAAACUCAAUAUAUACUUUCAAGAGUAAGGGAAUUGCAUAACAAAAGAAGGGAUCAAAACCAUCAUAGACUAAAUGGAACGUGAAAGGGGUCAAUAUAUACUUUCUUUGGAGUAUUUUUACAUUGUAGUAAUAAUCCCUGAGUCUUCUGAAUACUUUAGAAACCAUUUUCGGAACAACUACUUAGUCUUCUUUCCAUUGCAAUAUAUAAAAAAUGUCUUAAGUGUAGUAGAUCAAGGGGGAAUAGGAGAAGAGAACAAGGAUAAGACAGAAAGGACCGACUACAGUUUUGUGGGUUUUUCCGUAGUUCACAAUAGCACUUAAUAAUUUCACUUUAUUGUACUUUUAUUAACUUUUUCUUUGCAUUUAGUUGGAUAUUUCUGGAGUGUAACUUUUUCUCAUUUCAUUUUUUCAAUUAAAAAACACUGCCUUCUGCUAAACUGCUUGCAUGGUCUUUGUCUUAUAUAUGUGCCCUUGAAAGUAAAUUAAGUGUGCAUUUCUUUUGAACUUGCUGUGAAGGUUUUCUUGACAAAAUGGAAGUGGACAAAGUUUAAUAAAUUAGUAAAAAUACUGCAUUCAGUAAUUCAAUAAAAAAUUUUUUAUCUUUGA
Molecule: messenger RNA, 9590 nt
Organism: Zonotrichia albicollis (white-throated sparrow)
Lineage: Eukaryota; Metazoa; Chordata; Aves; Passeriformes; Passerellidae
Gene: ERCC6L2
Product: ERCC excision repair 6 like 2
Molecular function (GO): ATP binding
Source: RefSeq, a predicted model, not a curated record